Labeo rohita (rohu) is the source of this 1421-nucleotide messenger RNA. It is a transcript of the gene haus8, whose product is annotated as HAUS augmin like complex subunit 8. Lineage: Eukaryota; Metazoa; Chordata; Actinopteri; Cypriniformes; Cyprinidae. The transcript has 10 exons. The coding region runs from base 70 to 1152 and encodes 360 amino acids. The record is from RefSeq and is a predicted model, not a curated record.
AAAUCAGUAAAACGCGGGUUGAGAAAACAUCACAACACUCCUCUUAUUGGUUUUGGUUGGUGUCACAUAAUGGCAUCCAAAAAGCCGUUAAGUAUACGUAAAGUAGAGAAAACAGCUUCAAGUGAGGCAAAAAAUGUAUCUACUGAAAAUGAGGCCAGCGGUGGAAAUAACAGUGGUGCAAGGAGGAAAACCAAAGCGUCGGGCACAAUUGUAAAGUCUAGGUACAUGCAAACUGAAGCAAAGGUUCCUGCAAAGAGCAGUGUACAGCAGUCAACGCUGCUGCCACCCAGACCGUCCUCUCCCAGAGUAAGCAACCUGCGAAAGCCAAGGGAAGGUGUAUCGUCAAGACGUACAAUAAGCUCUCUGACAGACAUUGACUCUACCUUGGGCACCAGCAUUAUCGAUUCCUCGAAUGUCUUACAGUCGACAGCCUUAGAUGGCCACUGCCAUCCAAUGUGUCCGGAUUUUGAUGUGUCUGUCAUUAAAGAAAAAGUUGUGCAGCCAGACACAGCAGACCCCAAGAAUGAAGAAAGGGACAUGGCGAUGGAGACAUUUAUAUUGGCCUUCAUUACUGCUAAGAUUCAGCAUAACACCCGAAAACUGAGAGAGGAGGCUGAGAGGAAUAUUCUGGCUGUGAUGGAGAAAGAGCAGCAGUUAUCUGCUCAAGUUAAUCGCAAGAAACGGCAAUAUCUGCUGCUGGAGAAGCAGAAACAGCUCAACAGUUUACUGGACUUACAGAUUGAGGCUUUAGCUCCUGUUGCUGCUGCAGCAAACACAUUUACAGAGGAGUACAAGUCAUUUGCCACAGCCGUUGAUGCCACGAGACACAAGCUUCCUGUGAAGAACGUACACAUCGGAGAGGACGCAGGCCAGUUUUUAGACAAAGCUGUUGAAUGUCUGAAUCAGAGUGAGCGUGUCUUGCAACACUACACAAAGGACAUUCCCACUGAUUGUGAGGCUUCAACAGCGAGUCUUAGAGAGAUGAAAGAUACAGCUAGUGAAAUCAGCCAACAGUUGACAAGGACCGUUUCGGAUCUUCUGGAGGUGUCUUCCUUAGUAAGCCGGGAGACUGUUUUGAUCCAGCAGUCAUUGGAGGAAGACAAUAUGGGACAGAGCACAGCCCAGACACUCUUCAGUACCUCCAUGUCAUAAUAUGUUGUAUGAAAAUCACAUCUGUGUACAAUUAAAUAAUUAAAGAUUAAGCGUCAACGAAUUGUAGGUAUUUAUUUCAUAUAUUGCUGCAGAAUGAUUAAAGGAAAUUGUCAUGCAUUAAUUCAGACAGGCAAUGGAGUGUUUGUUUGUUUUUUGUUUUUCUCAAAGAACAGUAUUGAUUCAUAUGUGUAUUAUAUCAAGAUAAAGCUUUUUUUUAGUUAAGAAAUGGCUACUUACUUGUUAAAUUUAUUUUUAUGGUCUAGAUUGUU